AUGGGGCUAAUGCGAAAGAUCCACGCGAAGCGUUGGUGGGUGGCUGGGCCUGUGGGUGGCAGUUACCCGGGUCCGGACCCGGUGGCCGGCUUCCUGAGUUGGUGCCGGCAGGUGGGGCUGGAGCUGAGUCCCAAGGUGACGGUGAGCCGGCAGGGCACCAUGGCCGGCUACAGUAUGGUGGCUCCAGAGGAUGUGCAGCCCGGAGAGCUACUGUUCGCGGUUCCGCGGGCCACGCUCUUGUCGCAGCACACCUGCUCAGUCGGCAGCCUGCUGGAGCGAGAGCGAGGGGCGCUGCAGAGCCAGUCAGGUUGGGUGCCGUUGCUGCUGGUGCUGCUCCACCAGCUUCGACCCAGCUCACACUGGAGGCCCUACUUUGUGCUCUAGCCUGAGCUAGGCUGCUUGGAGCACCCCAUGUUCUGUUUUCAGGAACCACUGGAGGAAGAUGAUGAUGAAAAGGAGCCAAACUGCCCUUUGAGGGUGCCUGCUGCAGACAUACUAAACCACUCAGCCAAUCACAAUGCCAAUCUAGAAUGCUGUGCAGAUUGUUUUCGGACGGUGGCCACUCAACCCAUUCCUAAAGGCCAUGAGAUUUUCAACACUUACAGGCAGAUGGCUAAUUGGCAACUACUUCAUAUGUAUGGUUUUGUUGAACCAUAUCCUGACAACACAGAUGACACAGCUGACAUUCAGAUGGUGACAGUUCGUGAAGCAGCAUUACAACGAACAAAAGUUGAAGCUGAAAGGCUCCGCCUGUUUGAACGCUGGGAUUUUUUAUGCAAACUGGAGAUGGUAGGGGAAGAGGGAGCCUUUGUGAUUGGGUGGGAGGAGGUGCUGACUGAAGAGGAACUGACUACCACCCUCAAGGUACUGUGCAUGCCCGCUGAGGAGUUUAGAGAGUUUAAAGACCAGAAUGGACGGGGAGAUGAUAAAAGGGAAGAGGAAAGCCUGACCAUCACAAGCAUCCCCAAGCUCACAGCAUCAUGGAGACAACUGCUUCGGGACAGUGUUUUGUUGACCCUGCAAACCUACACCACAGACUUAAAAUCUGAGCAAGAAUUACUGAGUAAUAAGGAAGUCUAUGCCCAACUCAGCUGGAGGGAACAGCAGGCCUUACAGGUUCGUUAUGGUCAGAAGAUGAUCUUACACCAAUUGUUGAAGGAACAUCCAUGA
Manis javanica (Malayan pangolin) is the source of this 1170-nucleotide messenger RNA. The record is from RefSeq and is a predicted model, not a curated record. NCBI's taxonomy places the organism in Eukaryota, Metazoa, Chordata, Mammalia, Pholidota, Manidae.